CAUCCCGUCCAACAAAAUACACGCUGUUCGUAUGGUAGCAUACGGGGAAGGCUAACGUUUUAUUGAAAGACUUCACCCAAAACUAACCCAGAGAGCUCCUCAUUAGAAAUGACGUACAGGAGGGAGAGGAGUGUACGAGAGGUGUAUGAAGAGCGCUUCAUGGGCGACAGGCCGGGGAGAGGUCAUUACUCUCGAGGAGGAGAUAGGCGAGGCCACUUUGGCAGGCCUGAUGGUUAUGAAUAUGAAGGAGGUCCUCGCUUUUUCCCAAAUGGAGGAGGCCCGCGUAAUUACCACGGGGAAGAUCAGCGGGGCUACCAUGGCGAUUCCAGUCAUUUCCCCCCCUCAGAACGCAGAGGCGGUCCCCCAUCACGAAGGCAGGAGGAUUAUUUCAGAGGCCCAAGGGAGGAGCAACACACGGGUCGGCCUAUGGAAUACAACAACCGCGCACCGCCAACUCGGAACCAAAGCAUGUACCCAGCGCCCCGAGCGCUACCAGAAAGCGGGUCUGACACGCUCAUGCAAGCCAUCCUUAACCUGGACCGAGGGGAUGAAAGACAAGACUACAGGAGAAAGGCUCCUCCCUUCCCGCCUCCGAGAGACCGCUCCCCCCACAGCCGCUCGGGUUCGAGCGUGAGCAGCAGGGGAUACUCGCCGGAGCGGACCAAAAACCUUCCGUUCCCCUCGCAGCAAGGCAAGAGUACCGAAAAGAUCCCGGGUCUGUCAAUAGAAGGCUCUCCGAGCAGUGCCACCUCAACCAAGGAGGAGAACAAUGCACACGAAACUGAAAAAGAAAAAGAAAAAGAGGAGCCAUUGUUGCCGGCUGUUGUCACAGAGGAGAGUCAAAAGACAGACAACUUUAAUGAGCGGCGAUCGCUGGCCAUUGCAACUAAAGCCCAAGAGAUUGAAAAGGUGUACCGCCAGGACUGUGAAACCUUUGGUACGGUGGUGAAGAUGCUGGUCGCUAAAGAUCCCAAUCUGGAGAAGCAGCUACAAGUCCCCCUCAGAGAGAGCCUAGGGGAGAUCCGUGAACGUUGUAUCGAGGACCUCAAACAGUUCAUCAGCCAACUGGAUGAGACAUUACAGCAUCCAGAAGUCCCUACUUGUGACUUGACCGCCCCUUCGACAACCUCCAGCAGCCAGAAACUUUCAAAGACAGGAAGCAACCACAGCUAAGGUUUUUUGACAAAAUGAUCGGAUGGAACGUCGUGGGAUUACCGUCUGACCACGGCGGAUCACUUGGAUUGUGACUCAAUGGAACUGGACACAUGUUGGACUUGUGGAUUCUCACUACUUUCCAGCACACGGGUGGAGGCUAACCAGUGUUAGAUUUUGAAAUGAAAUCAUUUGUAACUUUUUAGUGUUCUCUGUUAAAAGUCGAAUUCGACUGGUGCUGUGUCACCAUGUCAAAGAUGUGUGUCGAACAUUUUGAGUGAGUAUAAUGAAUUUUUCAAAUAAAAGCUCCUGUUUUUUUGCAUUUAAA
Molecule: messenger RNA, 1480 nt
Organism: Syngnathus acus (greater pipefish)
Lineage: Eukaryota; Metazoa; Chordata; Actinopteri; Syngnathiformes; Syngnathidae
Gene: pphln1
Product: periphilin 1
Exons: 10
Coding region: 109-1173 (354 amino acids)
Biological process (GO): negative regulation of gene expression, epigenetic; negative regulation of DNA-templated transcription; protein localization to heterochromatin
Cellular component (GO): nucleoplasm
Source: RefSeq, a predicted model, not a curated record